Hypoxylon trugodes is the source of this 3866-nucleotide messenger RNA. RefSeq lists its product as uncharacterized. Bases 345 to 3527 code for a protein of 1060 amino acids. NCBI's taxonomy places the organism in Eukaryota, Fungi, Ascomycota, Sordariomycetes, Xylariales, Hypoxylaceae. The transcript is spliced from 8 exons. The record is from RefSeq and is a predicted model, not a curated record.
GAGCAGCAUAGACUAAUCGUCUAGGUGCGUUUGAUAAACUCCUCAUAAACUUGUUUGUGAUCAAUCAUUUUAACCUUCCUUUUUUACAACUUUUUCUUUCUUUACAGUGAUAAUAUGUGAUUUACUCUCAAACGGAAGUUAAUCAGCGGGAUUACACAUCAUCAAUGGGAUAUCAUCGCUGUUACAGCAAACUGAUAUCCUUAUUGAAACCAUGACUCUUCGUUGUCAAUUGUCUAAGCCUAAUGCCCCAUUAAUAACUAAUUAAUUCGAUCUAAGAGAAAAUAUCGCCCAAUUUCGUACAUAAAAAAGAGUUGGGAGGUUUGAUUUAUUUAUAUGAAUUUACAAUGGCAUUGAACGAAACGAAAACUGACGAUGCUAUUCCUACUGAUAAUGCGCAGAAUGGUACUUCCGCCGAGACGGGGCUCUCUCGAAUUCUUCGUCAUCGCAGUCCAGGGACAAAACACCAUACUCGCGACCCCUCGAUGGACUCACUAGAUAGGAUCUUUGAUACUCGUACCGAGUCGCAACCUCGUCUCCCCGUCGCCCAGAGAACUAUGACCUCGGAAGACAAGCAUUAUGCAAACAAUUCUUAUGGAAUAACCGAGUUACGAGAUGGCUUCUUUGAUGCAAUUUUUCUCCCACCCGAGGAAGUGAACACGCAAGAUCUCAUGAAGCAAGCUGAGUUGACUCUUCCAUACGCAUUUCGGAAGAGGAAUCCCCUUUCUAUACGCAAUUUUUUACCUAAACAAUGGCACGAAAUCAAGGGGGUUGCUCGUCGGGUUACUACCACAAGAGCUGGUAUUCGGCUUCUUAAGUCGUUUCUUGCCUUUUUUAUAGCGUAUAUUCUCUGUCUUAUUCCUCCUGUCCAAGCUAGACUUGGACGUUAUAGUUAUAUCAUGGUCAUUUCGACGAUUCUUAAUCAUUCCGGUAGAACGUUAGGCGCUCAAGUCGAUGGUACUAUUCUAACAAUAGUUGGCACCGCUACUGGGUUAGGAUGGGGCGCCUUCGGUCUUUGGGUGUCUACCGCCACGGCAACAGCACGUAUCGGAUACGGUGGAAUUCUUGCUGUUUUCCUUUUCUUAUACAUUUUUGCCAUUGCUUGUGUUCGUUCCUACUAUAUCCGGACAUAUCAAGCUGUUAUCUGCGCUGGAAUUGCUAUCUCAUAUACUUGUCUUGCGGAAGUGUCAGGAACUGAAGUCUCUUGGUCUAAACUUCUCGCAUAUGGAAUUCCCUGGGUCUUAGGACAAGCCAUCUCCCUUUUUAUAUGUUGUAUUGUGGUUCCUGAUGCUGGUGCACGCCCGCUUGCCGUGGCUCUACACCAGGCAUUCGCUGUCAUGCUGGAUGGUAUCGGCUUGACUCGGCUAGAAAGCAUAAGAACACGUCGAAGACUGACUCAGACUUUCGUCAGUAUGUCACAGGCCUACAGAGAUCUAGUCAUCGACUUCUCUAUAACGCUCUUCGACCCCAAAGACGUGUUGGCACUACGUAAUCUCAUUCAAGGUGUCAUUCGUGCACUACUUAGCUUGAAUAGUGAAACAAGGAUCCUGGAUCAGUCGGAUGAUGCCCCAUGGGAUAGGUCGAGUCGUGGCCGAUCCGUCCUAGACGAAUUCAUUGUUGAUAUGGACGAGAAGUCCCCCGGGCCGGAAAAUGAGGAGCAAAGAAGGCUGGUGAAGUUCGUGGCGAGUAACUUGGCCGAGCCGACGGAGAAACUCCUUUUAUCUAUGGAAACUGCAUUGAAUAGCUGCGAUGCCGUUUUGAUGGAGAUGUGUGGACAUCGCCAAUACCUCGGUCCCCCGAAAAAUGUUUCGAAUGAUGUUCCCGGAUCUCUGGUGAAGUUACGCAGGCGUAUUAUUGCAUUCAGCGAGUGCCAAGACAGCGUAUUGGCGAGUGAAAGUUUACCUCCGACAUAUGCGGAAUCUCCUGAAGUUGUCAAACUCUUCGCAUACUGCCGGCCAGUUCAUCAAGCAGCAACGGCAAUCGAGGCACUUUUAGUAAAAGUUAACGAAAUGCAACAAAGGAAACCAAUGCGACCGAUGUUUCAUCCGCCUUCCUACCCAUUUUGGAAGGCGAUGCAUCGUACCAAUGCUCAAGUCAGACAUGAUCGGGGUGGUGUAACUGCAGGCUCUUAUUUCAAAAGCUUCAGUGAUAUAGCGGCGAUUAUUCAGAAAAUAAAGUCGCGAGAUUUCCAGCCAUUGCCUAGGGAAGAUGAAAACACCAAUAAAGAUCAUGAUACUUCCUAUGCGACAAUGACAGCUGAUGAGCUAGAGGACAAUCGGAACACAAAAAAUGACCAUACGCGACGCAAAAUUUGGGGAUUUCUUCAUCGUUUACAGGGUUUCGAGACACGGUUUGGCCUCAAAACCGCUGCUAUUACCUCCAUCCUAUCCAUUCCCGCUUGGCUUUCUAACGAUCACGGAUGGUGGGACGGCUAUGAAGUCUGGUGGGGCGUCGUGAUGGCAUGGCUCAUAAUGGGUCCUCGUACCGGUGGAAAUAUCCAAGACCUAUUUACACGUGCUUUGUGCGCUGUCCUUGGGGCUCUAUGGGCCGGUUUGUCAUAUGCGGCUGGGGAUGGCAAUCCUUACGCCAUUGCGGUGUUUGCAGUCAUCUUCAUGCUCCCUAUGAUCUAUAGGUACACACAGAGCACUCAUCCGAGGUCUGGUCUCGUAGGAUGUAUCUCGUUUACAGUGGUUUCUCUAGCAGAAGUUGCUGCUCGAGGCGAACCGUCGCCAGCUACCCUCGCUGCGACACACGGAGCCGCUAUGGUCGUUGGGGUUGUUGGGUCGAUUAUUGUCAAUUGGGCACUAUGGCCAUUCGUUGCUCGCCAUGACCUCCGAAAAGCGGUAGCCGCGAUGAUGUUUUAUUCCAGUAUUGUGUACAGGAGUAUCGUGUCCAGAUAUGUAUAUUACGAAGAGGGGAAUGAGCCUACUAAAGAUGAUAUUCGCGCAUCUGAAAUACUUGAAGGACGCUUGCGAGAAGGGUUCGUGAGGCUUAGGCAACUAUUGGGCCUCACACGCCAUGAGAUACGCCUCCGAGCUCCAUUUGAUCCUUUACCAUACUCAGCGCUCAUUGACUCAUGCGAGCGUUUUUUCGAGUAUAUUGUCACGGCCCGCCAAGCGUCUCUAUUUUACCACCCACAUUUUAUUAGAGACAACACCGAAUUCGCAGCGGACCUAUUAGGUCACAGGAGAGACGCAAUUGCGACCAUCCUGACAAAUCUGUACGUGCUUUCUGGCGCACUCCGAGCCGACAGAAAAGUACCGAAAUACCUGCCCAAUGCUGCAGCUACGCGAAAGCAGCUACUUGAUCAAAUGGCUGUACUAGAAGCUAAACUGACUACGAGCGGAAAAUUAAGCCCCGAUGAGAAAUCUGAAGGGAGGAAAUGGGCACAGAUAUAUAGUUACUCCUAUAACGAGAGUCUGACGGGUUGCGUCGAGCAGCUUGAGGAACUCGAGAAAUAUACGAAGGCUAUCGUCGGUGAGCAAGGAUUCGAUUGCCCUUACACCGAUGAGGAUUUACAGAUGGGAUAAUACUCUUUUCCAUCUAUCACAAGAAGCCGCACGGCGAGUGAAAUGCAAUGUGAUAUGGUUUGGAAAUGAGUAUGAGGUAUGAUAUUACGAUUAAGCUAACUAUAAUAGAAAUACAUGACCGAAAUCAAAUGAACUACGAAGGGCUCAAAUUCCUCUUUCUAUAUACUUGAAUUACUCUAGACAGGAUGUCCACGUUGCGGAACGAUUGGUCAAUUCCAAUCUACGAAAUGAUCUCCACCAGGAUUGCGUAUUCGAUCUGAUUAUAAUCUCCCCACACGAGAUUAUCACAACAUUUGAUCUCAGCCUUUUAGCACGUGAAAUCUAACAAUUUUAUGCCCA